Molecule: messenger RNA, 1584 nt
Organism: Lasiodiplodia theobromae
Lineage: Eukaryota; Fungi; Ascomycota; Dothideomycetes; Botryosphaeriales; Botryosphaeriaceae
Product: Glycoside hydrolase protein
Exons: 4
Coding region: 1-1584 (527 amino acids)
Source: RefSeq, a predicted model, not a curated record
AUGAGACCCAUCAACCAAAUCGUCCUCCUAGGCUCCACAGCCACAGCAGCCGCAGCCCAAAACAGCUCUUCAGCCAUCAACUGGCGCGUGAAUCCCUCCGCCUCCAGCGAUGCCGUCCCCGUCAACAAAGACUACAUCGGCUUCGGCAUCGAGAUGAAAAGCUUCCCCGACUACGCCGGCUACAACAACGCCACCAACCCCUUCUCGACCUACCUCCUCACGCAGUUCUCCUCGCGCAGCGGCGGCGCGCCCAUCCCCAUCCGCGUCGGCGGCACGUCCAUGGACAACGUCUACUACAACGAAUCCCUCACGACGCAAGCCGUCAAAGCGACCGGCGAUACCUCGUGCGACCUGCACACGCCGCUCGACCUGGGCACGCGCUGGCUGCACGGCUUCGCGAACCUCGCGCCACAGCUGGACGUGCGGUACACGGUGCAGAUUCCGCUGGCGCGCAAGAACGUGACGAACGGCGUCGCGCUGGCGAACGCGUGCGUGGAUGCGAUGCCCGGAGGGGACGCGCGUCGCCUGGAUGCGUUCGAGAUCGGGAACGAGCCCAACUACUAUCCGACCAUCGGGUGUGGGGGCGAGACGGACAGGAACGCGUCGUGGGGGCCGAGUGAUUACGCUGCCGAGUGGACGGCCUACGCGGAGGACCUGGUCGCCGGGGUGGGGGCGCUGGCGGAGAGUGGGGCUAAGGAUUGGUUUCAGACGUAUACGCUCGCGUCGAAGGCGGAUGUUUCGGUGUGGAAUUUGUCCAACAUUUGGGACGAGCUUGAUCAGGGUGGAUACGUCAAGACGAUCUCGCAGCAUUACUACCAAGCAGAUGCCACGCAGGAUCUGAAAGGGCAGCUCCUCACCCACAGCACCACCGUCGACACCAUGCAAGACAAAUUCGGCGCCAACAUCGCGCUCGCCAAAACCGCCGGCGUCGACUUCGUCCUCGGCGAGGUCGGCGCCGCCAUCGCCACCGGCAGCGGCACCCCGAACUGGCGUCUGUACAGCACGCUGGGCGGCGCGCUGUGGACGCUCGACUUCCUGCUGCACGGCAUGGCCAUGGGCAUCGCCCGCGUGUCCAUGCAGCUCGGCACCAACUUCCGCAUGUCCGCCUGGCAGCCCGUCACCACGGCCCUCUACGACAAGGCCGUGCACGGCAACUACUACGGGCUCGUGGCGGCUGCCGAGUUCGUGAAUGGUGAUGGGGAUCUGCAGAUCACGGAGUGGAGUCUGGAUGAUGUGGUGGGCUACGCUGGGUACAACGGCGGCAGCUUGUCGAAGAUUGUCGUGUUGGACUUGAACUUUUGGGAGAACUCGACCAGUGUGAGCAGGCCGCAGAGGCCGCUUAACCUCACGAAUCUGGGUGAUGAUGUGACGGGUGUUAAGGUUUCAUACCUGACGGCGCCGAGCGGCGCUACUGACAACAGUACCAUCACUUGGGCUGGCAAGAGGUGGACUGCGGAGAACGAUGGCACCGAGUACACUGACGGCCCGCAGCCGGUGACGAUUAAUGUGCAGGGUGGCGUGCCGGUCCAGAAUAUCACAAUUCAGGCUUCGGAGGCUCUCCUACUUGAUAUCUUGAGGGACUGA